Messenger RNA from Amphiprion ocellaris (clown anemonefish), 6681 nucleotides. It is a transcript of the gene ikzf2, whose product is annotated as IKAROS family zinc finger 2. Bases 913 to 2475 code for a protein of 520 amino acids. The transcript has 8 exons. Lineage: Eukaryota; Metazoa; Chordata; Actinopteri; Pomacentridae. Gene Ontology annotation, molecular function: RNA polymerase II cis-regulatory region sequence-specific DNA binding; DNA-binding transcription factor activity. Gene Ontology annotation, biological process: regulation of transcription by RNA polymerase II. The record is from RefSeq and is a predicted model, not a curated record.
CUGUUGACAUAAAUAAUAAUUUGGCUUCCUAAAGUCAUUGCGUCGACAUAACUAGGAAGUACUGCCAAAAGUGUCAGGCCUGUACAUUUAAAAUAUAUUUGUGCCAAUUGAAAUCCCUAAUAGUGUCUUUCUGAUGGGACAGUUGCCUGCUUUUGUCUUUUAAAGGUGCCGGUGUUCAUGAGUUUGUUUGCGUUUGGCACCACAUCACAUUAUUCCCAUUCUGCGCAGCGCCAGCUUCAACGCGUAAAGCUCUACCGGUUCGACCUUGAGUCACCUCUCUAACAGUAGCUUUUCAACACUGCCUACCCACGGUUUUCCAGUCCUUUGGUUGUUGAAAAUAGCUUGGCUGCUCCCUGUCGCUAUGGCUAAUUCCUUAGGAACCGGUGGAUCCAGUUUGAUCCAUCCCUCUCUUUCUUUCCCUUACCAACUCGUCAAGUCUUCCCCCUCGUUGUUCCUAUUGCAAAAGUUCGCCGCGCAAGGCUCAGCUACCAGUUCUGUGACUUCUCGUGAAAUGUUCUGAGUUGGAAUUAAGCGUACAGGUGGACGGGACGUCGCUUUGAAAGUGGGAAACCUCGACGGGACGCGCGCAAGAAGAGGCUCAGACAGACAGACAGUCACCUGUUGGACUCUGUAGAUGCGCACCUCCUCAACUUUUCUCUGCCUUUCAGAAGUUGCGCGCAUGAAUUAUUAGGUGUUUUUCACUUUCACUGGACUAUAACUCAAUCAUGUUGGUCUGAAAAAAAAAGUAUUUUCCUUUCAUCGUGAGACAUCACUGGACGGUAUAGGUGAUUUUUGUUUGUUUCUUUAAAGGGAGGUGGAGACAACUUGCCACCCACUCUUUCUGUCCUUGACUGAAAUCACCAACUAAUUUUGCACAGGGGAGACACUUGAAGAACUCCCAAAGCGCUUGAAAUGGAGGCUCCCGAAGAAUACUGUGCUAGUAACGGCCAAUACUCUCCUGGUAAGGAGAACUCGAGAAUGUUGGCGGAUAUGUCAGCACCUAAUGGACAGACAGUUCCUCAGGGUCCUAAUUCCCCCAGUGGGCUGACAAUUAAGCAAGAGGUAGACACCACAGAAGAGGCUGACACAAGAAGCCCAGCACCUGAAGAAUCAAGCCAAACAGGCGAUGAAGGAGUAGUAUUGGAGGAAUCCAUGACUGGCAGCCCAAGUAACAUACAGGAUGGAUUGUCUGGCUCAAAUGCGACAGCUGAUGCAGGAAAUCGACAACCAAAUGGUGACAGGCCGUUCCAGUGCAACCAGUGUGGUGUGUCGUUCACCCAGAAGGGAAACCUGCUGCGACACAUCAAGCUGCACACAGGUGAAAAACCCUUCAAAUGCCCCUUCUGCAGCUACGCCUGCCGGAGGCGCGAUGCCCUCACCGGCCAUUUGCGCACUCAUGCUGUUGGCAAACCACACAAGUGUAACUACUGCGGCCGCAGUUACAAGCAACGAACAUCUCUAGAGGAACACAAAGAGCGCUGCCAUAGUUACCUGCAGGGCAUCGGCUUGGAUCCCGCUGCCAACACUGGCCCUUACACAGGUGAGGUUCCAAAAGAGCCGAGGUCCAUGGCAGAGGCUAACACCAUGGCUAACUUUGACCGGCCGCCUAUUAUUGAAAGGCUCCACAGCAAUGUAGGCAAGAGGAAGAGCACCACGCCUCAGAAAUUUGUGGGCGAAAAGAUGGUUCGCUACGGCUAUCCUGAUUUAAGCUAUGAGAUGGGCCUGAAGUAUGAGAAGCAGCCUGAGCUGAUGCCACCCCACAUGAUGGACCAGGCCAUCAACAACACCAUCACAUACAUGGGAUCAGACACCCUGCGCCCCAUGCUCCACCAUCAUCCAGGUCCUCUGUCUAUGGCUGACGUUGUGCCCAUUGUCAACCCCCUGUUCCACCACAUCCUGCCUCUUGGCCAACGAACGGAGCGGCCAGGAAACUGCGACACGCUGCCACCACAGCCCCAUGAGUUCCCCGGCCAACCAACCUCAAAUGGCCCCUCAGCUAUAACCCGGCAUGGCAAGCCACCCCAGCCAGGGCAGGAGGAAUCACCCAGCAACAGCGGCAUUGACUCUGCUGACUCAGCUCGCAGCAGCCCCCAGGACAGGCAGGGCUACCAGGGCAGCAGCGCACCUCCUGGCCUCAGGUCUCGAGCCAGUCCGGCGGUGGUGUAUUCAGGCGAGCGGGUUAGAGAUGCGUCCCCCAGAAGCGGGGCAGGAGUGGCGACCGGGAUGACAAGAGUGACCACAGAGAGACCCGUGAGCCAGGAAGGGGUGAGGGUGUUCGGACGGGAAGGACAGGAGCUGCGGGCCUUCCAGUGCGAGCACUGUCGAGUGCUCUUCCUGGACCAUGUCAUGUACACCAUUCACAUGGGUUGCCACGGAUACAGAGAACCACUCGAGUGCAACAUCUGUGGUCACCGGAGCAAGGACCGCUACGAGUUCUCCUCUCACAUAGUCCGCGGUGAGCACACCUUCCAGUAAGAGGACGGUUAGGAAUGAAGGGAAAGACAAAGAAGUGAAAGGAGCAAUAGCUUGAUAUCCGUCCUUAUCCCCUCUGAGACUGCACAGUUGAAUGGCACUGUAGACAAGUGUAGCACAAUCACAGACUCAUUUCUAAGCUACUUAUUGUGAAUCUGAACAGUUGAACAAUCACAUGAAGGUAUGGGCCAAAGACACAUUUUCUACUUAUUUAAUUACAGUUAAUGUAGAGGAAGGAAGGUAAGAUGUUUUUUUUUCUUUUUCCUCACAAAAUGUUAUUGAAUUGUAAAGCAGCAGCUGUCAGAUGGUUAUUAUUUUUGUCUUUUUUUUCUGCUUUUCCCUUCCUUGAGCUUUUAUUGGCAAAUGCUUUCAUUCCUAAUAUAGUAUAAUAGAACCUUUUCCUGCCUUGUGGGGUCAGUGAGGUGGAUAAAUCAAGUUUCAGUUGAACCACAUAGAAUGUCAUGGCUUCAGUAUAUACUCCAAAAAUUCACACGUUACUGUAAGACUUUUGACUUCAUUGCCAGUGCUAGUACAUUACUGCCCAAACUGUCAUGAAUAUAAAUUAACCAUUUGCUCUUAACCACCAAAAACAGAUACAACAUACAACUUUUUGAGACAAUCUUUCCUGGUGUCUCAUAAAUGUAGGUUUCGAGACCUUGGAGGCUUUGAAUGUAAUCUGUGAAGUGAAGUAUCAAUACGGGUGAUAAACAAAUGUGUAAAUAUCCAGAAAUUGAAACUAGAUUUACAGAUGUAUAUCACAACUUGUAAAUUUGUAAAUUAUUGGAUAAACAUUGGUAAAUUAUGCUAAUCAUGAAUGUGUUUUCCUGAUUCCAAGAAAAAAAACAAUUUUAUUAGCGCACAAUAUAUCUAAUUUGUGAUGUUUGUUAAGUUUAGCCUAGCUUAGUUACGCUGCAAAGCAAAUGCUGCAUAGGCUACAUAACUAGCUGAUACCAGACAACUACCUCUUAACAAACACUGUAAGAUUGUGCUGAUGCUGCCAUUAGAUUGUUGUACUGUGCUUCUUUAUAUUUCCACGAAUUGUCCAUGCUUUAGUGGCUUAGUUUGUUCUUACACCAGCCAUGUUUUUACAGUUCUCAGUGGCUGAUAAAGCGCUUACGAACCGCUGGUAGACAAAUGAAAACCAUCAACUUCCUAUUGGUGGUUUGCAUAUUUAGAAAUUUUAAAGUCCUUUCAAAACAAAAAACAACAACAAAAAAUGAAUAUCAGUUUUUAAAAAUAAUAAUUUAAGCCACCUUUUGAAAAAUUGCCACAUGUUAAAAAUAUAUUUUAAACAUGCUGCCUUAUUUGGAAUGUUAAAAAGCAAAAAAAAAAAAAUGGCUUAUGGAAUUUUUUGGAAAAAUGUCCAACACUCUUGCAAGAGAGAAAAAAAAACCAAAACAAAAAACAUAUUUUGAUCUUUAUAUACACAAGGAAUAUUUCAAAUGCAAAUGUUAUGAUGUUACUUAAUUUGAAGCUGGAAAUAUAAUAAAUUUGGAAUGUAAAUAGGUUUAACAAAUAUCCUGUAUAAUUAAAAUUGUCAUACAUUUGUAAAUCUUUUUAUUUAUACUUCACGAAAAUGAAUUUGUUGCUUGUAUUGAGACUCGUUUCUCUUCGCCUCUAUUCAUUUUGCACUUACAAGGUAGAGCUAUUGAUCAUGAAGCAGACGCACACUGGAAGGUAAACAAGAAAGUACACAAAGUGUCACCUAAUCGUUCCUGUCAGCCCUGUGACCUUAAAGAGUACAGCCAUGGCCUUCUUUCUCUCAUCUCUUCUCUUCAAAGCUUCCAGGGUAAUCCACACAAAUAAUUGGCGAUUUGUUCAGUGCCUUUGUUGCACCUACAGAAAACUAUUACGUCCUGCUCAUGGGUUGUGCUGCUUACAAUUUGAGCGUCUCUAAACUUUGAGAAUCACUGUCUAUUUGAAAGUGACAGAUGACAAGGGCAGCCUAAAAAGACAGGAGAUGGUAAAGAAACAGUUUUGGUUUUGAUGAAUCUGGCAGUCAUUUAAUUACCAGGCUGCAGUAUGAUUCUUUAUGGCAGUGGGUAGCAAAGGGAUGUAGAGAUGGUGCAGGGUUCUCUCUGAUGUACCUCAUUUUACGCUUCAUGCCUUUCAUUCUGGCAGUUUUCAAGCACAGUAAAUACAUGCUUCUGUAUCUUUCAUCCUAUUUGUAAAUUAGGGCCAGUACAGGGAAACGUUCACGUGUUGCUGAAGCUGAACUCCUAAAAUGUUGUCAUGUUGGCUUCCUGUGGUAUUAUUAACCUGAUCUUGUCUGAGGAAGGCUGCUCUUUCUGUGCUCUACGUAACCACCUUCUCGCAAGCACAUACACACUAAUGUCUGGUGCUUCUCCUUGUGCUCUGAAUCUUGCUCUUUGCAUUGCCAUAAUGUCACCACAUUCAUGUAUGACCUUUGACUAAAGGGAUCAAGGUAGAAACAGCAUGAGCGAGAGAAUAGUUCAGGAGUGCGGUUACCGUGCACCGCUACUUUGAAGGCACUUCCCAGAACUGUAGCAUUGCAAAUCAUCUCUAUUAACUUCUUACAGUUAAUACAGGCUCAUGUAUAUAGGGUAAAAAAAAGAUACAGUAUGUUGAAGGAUAACAGAUUUUGAUCCAUAAGGCCAGUUUUUUCAUAGUUACUGUGUCCCCUUUGGAAGGACUCUGAGAAGACUGUGCUUGGUACAGUUAGUCAUGCACUUUAUGUGUCUUUGUAGUUUUUUUUAAUAUAUAUAUAUAUUAAAAUAUAGGUACAAUGGAGAACAGACAUUGACAGAACGAACCAUCUUGAAGCAGCAUGUUGGAAAUGAUAUGUAUAAUAUAGGUUUUUCUAUACUGUCUGAUGAACAUUGUUUAUUUCAUUUUAUUUUAUUAAAAUUUACAAGAACUUUGGCAUUAUUACUUUGCCGCUUCCGUUUUCCAUAAUCAUAAACAGCUGGUUAUGCUCUAAAGUUAAACUCAGCGAUCUCUUCUGUUAUGUCCAAUAUCUAUUCGUAAUCAAAAGGCAGCUUUUUCUCUGUUUACAUGUUGCUUCUUUUAUGCGCAACUGGUGCCCAGCGAGCAUAAAAACUUACUGUCUGUAAAGUGUUGGCACUGGAAAUUGUUUACACCUUGCAGCUGUGAUAUACACUCCUCUAUCAUAUUAUUCCUGUAUAUAUUUGUUUUCUGAUAAGCCUUAUCUGUUUAGACCGGGGUUCUGCUAAAACAGAAUAUCCUUUUUUAAAAAAUCUUAUGUUAAUAUGUAGGAUGUUUUUUUACUUCAUCCCCUUUAGAGGCAACAAUGACAAACAGAACAGAACUUAGCUUUAUUUUGGGACAGUAAAUUAAUGGUAUUUCCUCAAUUUCCAUUAAUUCUCAUUAAUAACUUCUUAGGGUACAUAAUCUGUCUAUAUAUCUGUUUAGAUGGAUGGAUAGAUAGAUGGAUAGAUGGAUGGAUGGAUUUCUGUUUUGUUCUCAUAGUAAUGUAGGAAUAAGGACAGCCUUACUUAUAAAUAGAAUCUUUAUCUGAAGCAGCCAUAUGAACAAAAAAAGAAAAAAAAAAGAAAAAAGAAUGAAAGGUCUUCUGUCAGCCCUCCCUGUGAGUGAGGACUUUACUUGAAUAUCUAAAUCAUUGCUAUUGUUAUAGAUUGUGGAGGUGUGUUUUUUUGUAAAUUUUGAAAGUGAGCGUGCUAAAUGUCUAUUUUUCUGCUGAAAUGUUAAUGCAAAUGGUUUUGUGAAUUUUGUGUGCGUGUGUGUGUGUGUGUGUGUUUUUUUUGUUUUUUUUUUUAAGUUUAAAAAUGUUUACAAAAAUGUAAAUGGCAGGGUACCCGGGUGCAUUGUAUUUUUUAAGAAAUAAUAUACAAACAGUGUAUAUUUUGGCACUGAAUAUAGAAACUAUCCAGUAAUGUGUGCUGAUUGAUCAACUCUGAUACUGAUACCAACUUUCUGAUGUGAGGGCUCUCAGGUAUUUGCUUAGGUUGUGUAUUUUUAUGUCCUAAGAUAUGUGAUUUAUUUAUCGAAAAGAUGCACAUUCAUUGAAUUCCUUUGGUAGUUUCUCUUGACUUACAACAGUUGAACACUGAAUGUGGUGGAGGAAGUUGGAAGACUGUUUAGCCCGGUUCAUUUUUUUUUGUUGUUUUUAUUUACAUCAUUGACCUUACAUGAAGACACACUGCUGUGAAGAGUACAAUGUAUAUUUUAAGGCAUGAGUUUCUCUCUAUUAAAGAAAUGGUUUUAAUG